CAUCUUAUAACAGAUAAUAAAAAGAAUAAGAAUUUGAAUAACAAAAUUUUAUAAACAUUAAAAAUUUAAAAUUUAUUUUAUUACAUUAUUUUAUUAUUACGCUCCUGAUUUGUAUCAUCUAUAUGAACUUUCGAGAAGUACGAUAUACAUGAAUGUGUCAAAUCUUUCAAUGAUUUAUGUUUGAUAUUUAAUUACAAAAAUUAAUCUAAUGGGUAACGAGGAAACUCCAACUGUAGUGAAUAAUAAUGAAAUGCCAAUUCCAAAAAUAAGGCACGAUUGGUAUCAAACAGAAAGUCAUAUUAUAGUUCCGAUUCUUGCAAAAAGUGCAAAAAAUGUUAAAGUUAUUUACGAAAAAAAUACAUUGAGUGUAUCUGCUCUAUUACCAUCAGGCAAUGAAUAUAGUUUGGAGUUAGAUUUAGCUCAUGCAAUAAUACCAGAAGAAUGUUCACAUAAAGUAGAUCCAUCUAAAAUAGAAAUCAAAUUGAAAAAACAAGAUGGAAUUACAUGGACUAGUUUGGAAGGAAAUUCUAUUGCACAAAAGACAAUACAACAUAUACCAAGAGAAAUUUUACAAGCUGGAAAUCAACCACAAAAAAUUGGAAGUGGAAAGAAGCAACGAGAUUGGGAUAAAGUAGAAAAAGAGAUUGAAAAACAAGAAGCAGAAGAAAAUCCAAUAGGAGAAGCUGCUUUAUAUGCUUUAUUUCAACAAAUAUAUGGUAGUGGAUCUGACGAAGUUAGACGUGCAAUGAAUAAAUCUUUUCAAGAGUCUGGUGGUACAGUGCUAAGUACAAAUUGGUCAGAAGUGAGCAAAGGUAAAGUUGAGGUAAAAUUACCAGAUGGUAUGGAAUGGAAACCUUGGAAUACAUAAAAUAGUUCAUGUAAUUAAAAUUCAAAUUGCUUAUUAUUUAACCCAAUUUCAUUUUACUUUUAAUAAAAUCAUAUAUUAAAAAUAAAAUUAAUUAAAACAAUUACCUAUAAAACACCAUGUUAUAUUUAUCCAAUUCAUUAAAUAUAUAAUGUGUAUUUUUCUGAAAAAAUUGUAAUUUUUCUUCUUUAUAUAAAGAAUAAAGAAUCAAAUAUAUUAAAUAUGAU
Messenger RNA from Apis dorsata (giant honeybee), 1092 nucleotides. It is a transcript of the gene Sgt1, whose product is annotated as protein SGT1 homolog. Bases 209 to 868 code for a protein of 219 amino acids. Gene Ontology annotation, biological process: protein stabilization. The transcript is spliced from 5 exons. Gene Ontology annotation, molecular function: protein-folding chaperone binding. Lineage: Eukaryota; Metazoa; Arthropoda; Insecta; Hymenoptera; Apidae. The record is from RefSeq and is a predicted model, not a curated record.